Molecule: messenger RNA, 350 nt
Organism: Cuscuta campestris
Lineage: Eukaryota; Viridiplantae; Streptophyta; Magnoliopsida; Solanales; Convolvulaceae
Source: the annotation of a GenBank genome assembly
CUGGUUUUAAAGAAAUCAGAUAUUGCUUAUGCAGUUGCUUUAACUGAAGUGUCAGGAGGCAAUGCUCCAACACCUGAUGGCAAUACGACAGAUGCUGAACAUGCUGUCGUGAACGCUCUUGAUGAAGAUGAAGGUGUUGGCGUGUUGCCGCCUAGGUCGCCUAAUUGUCGUCUAGGCAUCAUGGCGUUACAUUGGCGCCGGGCCUCGCCUUGGUGCCGUGACAACUAUGGCGUAAGCAAUGAGACGGUGUAUUGUAGCAAGGAGAUAUGUUUGGUUGUAGGUUUAGAUUCGAUGGAACACUACUAGAUUGAGAUAUACUCCCUUCCUCCCAAAAAAAGGCUUUUGGUUUG